AUGGAAUCAAAAUAUGGAUCAGAUGUUGUUGUUGUCUACUUCACAGCUAUCUUUAUAAUUGCGUUUCUUGGAAAUGUGACGACUAUAAUUGUUGUGGCGGCCUAUCGCCAGCUACAGAAUAUCAACAACUUCUACAUUUUGAACCUGGCAGUUGCUGAUCUCUUGAAGUGUAUUGCUACACUGGCCACUAGAAACAUGCUGGUAUUUAAGCCUAGGUAUCUCUUCUGUGCGAUUGAUACCUUCCUGUCGGUAUUCUUCUUCAAUGCAUCCGUGUUUGCAAUCCUAUUCAUUGCCAUCGAUCGCUGGUGCUUCAUAUGCAAACCCUUAUACUAUCGGACGCAUAUCAUCACGACCAGAAUUGGUUAUUUGAUCGUGACGUCAUGGGCCGUUUCCUUCAUUAUCGCCAUUAUUCCGUUAACUGCUUGGGCCCUUCCAAGUGCGGCUCAUCAGAAUCUAAGUGGACCGUGUACAUACCGGUCUGUGUUUCCAGCUUCAUAUGUGUUGGUGCUUAUAAUUCUAACAGAACUAUUUCCACCAUUUGUUUUCUGCCUUGUGUAUAGCAAAAUAGUUAUUGUUGCCCGUCGACAUGCAGUUGAAAUCGCCCUGCAAUUUAGGAACAGUAAAACAGUGGAAAUAGAUUGGUUGGAAAGGAGACGGUUCACAGAAUCCUUAGUAUCACCGUUCAGACACCGGUUGAGCUCGUCCGACCGGCCUCUUACGGCAGACUGCGACCAAUCCAAAGAAAUAAGAUCGAUUUUAUACCGAAAUUAUGACUCGUGGAUGCAAAAGAGAAGAGAAGAACUGCAGAAAAUGUCACAACAAGAAAAUCAUGAUAGCGAGGAUGAAGUAUUUGACAAUCUUGACCAAGCAGAGAACUUGACAAAAGUUGGAAAAAGUUUGAGGGAAUGGAAGAGAAGGGCGAUGUUGACAGGAGGGUCAAUAAUGGAGAGUUGGGACCCUAAGGACAGAGAAAUUAUUGAAACAGAAUGUCAAAAACACAGAGCAAGAAAAAACAAAGUAGCACCCUGCACAACUCAGGAAGCUAACAUUCGAACCAACACGAAGAUACUGAGAACAUAUUCUCAACCAGUGGAAAGAAAAUCACCAAACGCUGAUUCUAAGAAGACUUUGAGACGUUUCUUGUCCUUUAAUGUGAAUGGACAGACAAAAGUUGAAGAAGGGAAGGUUGGGCCUAGAGGAAAACGCAACAUUGCCAUCUUAGCUAGUAUAUCGAAGUUCUCGGUUUUGAAGAAGGAAAAGCAAGGAUCUGCUAAAAUCAAAGUGAAGAAAGAAUUCAGAGCUGUUAGAAUGCUUGGAAUAGUCGUUGGAAUGUUUGUCUUGCUGCAUAUUCCAAUUGCUCUUCUCGACAUAAUUGAUAUAUCAAUACCAUCACUGAAGCUGCCAUCUUGGAUGUGGAAAACAGCGUUAUGCCUUACCAUGUCAAGCCCUGCAGUGGACCCACUUAUCUAUGUUAUCAUCAAGCGUCAAUUUAGGUCUGCAUUCUUAAGAUUUUGGAGUUGUGGACAGAUAGACACGCGGAUCAGGGAAUGUUGA
Molecule: messenger RNA, 1554 nt
Organism: Rhopilema esculentum
Lineage: Eukaryota; Metazoa; Cnidaria; Scyphozoa; Rhizostomeae; Rhizostomatidae
Biological process (GO): G protein-coupled receptor signaling pathway
Cellular component (GO): plasma membrane
Molecular function (GO): G protein-coupled receptor activity
Source: RefSeq, a predicted model, not a curated record